UCAGAGGAAGGGGAAGAGGAGGAGAAAGAAGAGGAGAAGACAAGAAGGAAAAAUAGUAAACAGAAAGAGAGAAGUGAGAGUGCUGAGGAGGAGCAGCCCAGCACAUCCACCCAGUCCAACCCCAGUCAGAAGAGGAAAGUCCAGAGGCCGACCAACUGUUUUCCUUCCAGGAAGGGGGAGAAAGAUGACAUCUGGACCAGGCCCAUCUACAAGACCCAGCUCCCAGUCACCUGUGGGGACAAAGAAGGCAUUCUCAUCAGGAACAAGCUGGCCAAAGGGGAGAGGUGCAUUGUGGUCCAGGGUCGCUGGUUCACCCCAAGUGGCUUUGAGGAGUUUGGGGGGAAGAAGAGCAGUAAGAACUGGAAGUACAGUAUCCGCUGUAGAAACACCACUCUGGGAAAACUGAUCCAGGAAGGUCAUUUAACUUCACCAGACUUUAAAAGAAGAAAGAGUGCACAGGCCAAGAAAGCACUGUUUCCCUCCAACCAAUCAACGGGCUCAAUCACAGAAUCUAAGGAGGAUGACGAUGAUGAUGAGGAGGAAGAAGCUGAGCAGGAAAAAGAGGAAGUCUUCAAAGUCACCUGUGGAGCCAUCAAUGGAAUGCUACAUAAGGAUCGGUUUGCAUCAGGGUUGUGUGGAAAGAGCAUCCGUACGGACCAGCGCUGGAUGACCCCGGUGGAGUUUGUGACGGGGGAGUCAGCUCUGGAAGAUCCCUCCUGGAGGAACGACAUCCAGUGGGACGGGAAACCACUCAGCGUCCUCAUCGAGAGUAAGAUCUUGGUCAUUCACAAACUCCUGUGUAAGUGCAAGCUGUGCAGCCCUACGGCCAAAGACAGGCAUGAUCACGAUAACGAUGACGACUGCUUCAUCUGUAGAAGCCAGGGCAGCUUGAUAUGCUGUGAUGAGUGUCCUCGCUCCUUCCAUCAGAGAUGUCAUCUUCCUAAUGUGGAUGAUGCUAUGCUGGGGGAUAAUCUUCCGUGGGUGUGUACAUUCUGUGUACUGAGGACCAGUCAGUCGUGGCGUUACCCCAGUCAAAAGACUUACCAGGAAGCCUUGACCUGCCGAAUCUCUGACCACCUACUGGAAUGCCAGUAUCUCCUGCUGUGUCUAUACCAAGCGGACAAGGACCACAUCAUUGCGGCAGAUCCUUGCAUCAACGUGAGAAACUACACCAGUGUGAUAAAGACCCCUAUAUGGCUGGACAGGGUUGUGGAGAAGCUGCAGCAGAAUCUCUACCAGUCAAUGCAACACUUUGUGUCUGAUGUGUUGCUUAUCUUCACCAACUGUGCCACAUUUAACAGGGAUAAUGCAGAGUUGCGUGGGAUGGGCGAAAGAUUGAAGGAUCUAUUUGAGAGAGAGUUCAAGAGUACAUUCAGCAUCCAACUUCAGCAUCCAACUGCAUCCAACUGCCAGUAGAGCCUUUGUCACGUUCCUGACCUGUUUUCCUUUGUCAUGUAUUUGUUUUAGUUGGUCAGGGCGUGAGUUGGGUGGGUUGGUCUAGGUUUGAUUUUCUA
This is a messenger RNA of Salvelinus namaycush (lake trout), 1514 nucleotides long. RefSeq names its product nuclear body protein SP140-like protein. Gene Ontology annotation, molecular function: protein binding; DNA binding; DNA-binding transcription factor activity, RNA polymerase II-specific. Bases 601 to 1416 code for a protein of 271 amino acids. Gene Ontology annotation, biological process: regulation of transcription by RNA polymerase II. The transcript is spliced from 13 exons. Gene Ontology annotation, cellular component: nucleus. Lineage: Eukaryota; Metazoa; Chordata; Actinopteri; Salmoniformes; Salmonidae. The record is from RefSeq and is a predicted model, not a curated record.